Molecule: messenger RNA, 1884 nt
Organism: Stegodyphus dumicola
Lineage: Eukaryota; Metazoa; Arthropoda; Arachnida; Araneae; Eresidae
Gene: CCT4
Product: chaperonin containing TCP1 subunit 4
Biological process (GO): protein folding
Molecular function (GO): ATP-dependent protein folding chaperone; ATP binding; ATP hydrolysis activity
Source: RefSeq, a predicted model, not a curated record
AACUGUUAGAAAUUUCCUGCUGUUAAAGAACGUGGUUCUGAGUUUAAGGAGUAUAUUUAUAUUUAAAAAUUAAAUCAAAAUGCCUCCCAGUAAUGCCUCAACGAAAGCUUCCAGUGGUGGAAAUAACUCUGGAGGGCAGUCCUAUUCAGACAGAGAAAAGCCUAAGCAGAUUCGAGAUAGUAACAUCACAGCAGCUAAAGCUGUCUGUGAUGCUAUUCGUACAAGUUUGGGUCCCAGAGGAAUGGACAAGAUGAUCCAGGCUGGCAAUGGUGAUGUCACUAUCACUAAUGAUGGAGCCACUAUACUCAAGCAAAUGCAAGUCUUACAUCCAGCUGCAAGAAUGUUGGUAGACUUAUCAAAAGCCCAAGAUAUUGAAGCUGGUGAUGGAACAACGUCUGUAGUUGUAAUUGCUGGCAGUCUGUUAGAUGCAGCUUCAAAACUCCUUGAUAAAGGAAUUCAUCCUACAACAAUAUCAGAAUCUUUUCAACAUGCUGCCGAGAAAGCUGUUGAAAUUUUAAAUGAAAUGUCUAUACCUGUUGAAUUAAAUGACAGAGAAAGUCUACUGAAAAGUGCUACUACAGCAUUGAGCUCAAAGAUUGUAUCUCAGCAUUCUGUGCUUCUAUCUCCUCUUGCAGUUGAUGCUGUUAUGAAAGUUAUUGAUCCUACCAAGGAUACCAAUGUUAACUUAAAAGACAUUAAAAUUAUGAAACAGUUAGGUGGGACAGUGGAUGACAUUGAAUUGAUAGAUGGGCUGCUUUUCAGGCAAAAGAGUGCAGGGCUUGGCGGAAUCAACAAAGUCGAGAAAGCUAAAAUAGGCUUGAUACAAUUCUGUGUAUCACCACCCAAAACUAAUAUGGACAAUAGGAUUGUUGUGUCAGAUUACACUCAGAUGGACAGAGUUUUAAGAGAUGAAAGAGCAUAUCUUUUAAACAUUGUGAAACAAGUAAAGAAAGCUGGAUGUAAUGUUCUGCUUAUCCAGAAAUCAAUUCUAAGGGAUGCUACAACUGAUUUAGCAUUACAUUUCUUUGCAAAAAUGAAAAUUAUGGUAAUUAGGGACAUUGAAAGAGAAGAUGUUGAAUUCAUCUGCAAGACUUUGAACUGUAGGCCAAUUGCUAGUUUAGAUCAUUUUGUUCCUGAAGCUCUUGGCUCAGCAGAACUAGUUGAAGAAUUUCAGGCUGGAGGUGUCAAAUAUGUGAAGGUUACCGGUGUUGCUAAUCCUGGAAAGACAGUGACCUUGUUUUUAAGGGGAUCAAAUAAUUUAGUUCUGGAAGAAGCUGAUCGUUCUCUUCAUGAUGCAUUAUGUGUAAUUCGAUGCUUAGUAAAAAAGAGAGCUCUAAUUGCUGGUGGUGGUGCACCUGAAAUUGAACUUUCACUUCGUUUGGCUGAGUAUUCACGGACUUUACUGGGGACAGAGGCAUACUGCGUUAGAGCUUAUGCAGACGCAUUUGAAAUUAUACCCUAUACACUGGCUGAAAAUGCUGGGCUGAAUGCCAUUGCUACUGUUACCGAGUUGCGCACAAAGCAUGCAAGAGGAGAAAAGAAUGCUGGCAUCAAUGUUCGAAAAGGGUCUGUGACUAAUAUUCUGGAAGAAAACGUUGUGCAGCCUCUUCUUGUCAGUGUUAGUGCUGUUACGUUAGCAUCUGAAACAGUUCAAACUCUAAUGAAAGUUGAUGACAUUGUAAAUGUUGUGCGAUAAAAAGAAAAUUUAAGCUAAGCGACUAGUUAAUUCUUCAUCUGCAAACUCAGUCUUCUGAUCACGUCCUUUAAAUCUCUGGGACUCAAUACUAAAUCCUAUUUUUAUUCACCUGACAUUGCUGAUAUCUUUUGUAUUGUAUCAAAGUUUGUUUUCAUUGUUUUGAACAAAAUAAAAUCUUUUCUGUCAAA